UGUUAGCCGGGGUGUGCUAGCUGUAUCGGCGGCUGAGCAACAGUUCAUGGGCAGAAGUUAAAGGAUUCUCGUUAAACUCUAAACUACCUGACAUCUGAAUUCACCUUGUUACAUUUUGAUGCAACAGUAAUGGUUUAAAGGACGUUAAUGAAUAUUCUGUUUUCUUGCAUAUUUAGUUCUUUUUUCGUGAGAUUUUGUCCCGGCUUGCAGGUUUUACUCCGUCGUAGACUUGAUGACAACAUUAAAGAGCGAAUUAACUGCUUACAUGAGCAGAUCAGUUCUUUUUAGGAAGCAGGACUUGAAUACUUCGACAUUAAUAAUGAGUUUUCAUUCUGCGGACAUGGAACUUCUGCCUUUAGAAGGCCCUUGUUAUUUCUGGUUUACUUGCUCCCUCUUGAGCACAUUUUGAGCACUUUUAAAGAUAUCUCAUCACUGUUCGCGGAUGAUAUUCAGUUCUACAUUUCUUUAAGGCCUCAUGAGGCAGCAGAACAGCAACAUUUCUUACACAGCUGCUUAGACUGUGCAAGAUGUUUCUCGAACUAAACUAAGGUAAAACUGAACUUAUUUGUGCUCCAGAAAAGGACACAACUCUAAUGGAAACUCUUUGAAUGUUCACCUCUUCUGCCAAGUUUUCCAUCAGGAACCUUUAGGUGUAUUUAGACUUAUGAAAUAUUGCUAGGUUAAGUAGUAUCAUCUCUAGAACAGAACUGGAAAUUGUUUGUCAUGUAUUUGUUUCUUCAUAAUGUCAAUUUCUGCGAACAAAGCAUCCCUGGGCCGUCUGCAGGUUGUACAGUGUGCCGCUGGAAGAUUUAAGAGAAAAUCACUUUUUUUCAUGUCACAUUGUUUCUUGUCCUGCUCCACAGGCCCCCAUCCAUUCAACUGUAUGAUCUUGGCUGUUAGCUAUAGUACUUUGAAUAGCACACGGACUGUCACCUGAGGAAAGGAAACCAUAACCCAAGUUUCACUAAUGCUAAUGAUUAGUCCUAAAAUGGCCUCAGGAGCACAAGACAAACAGUACACACCAUCCCUUCUCAGCUUUUUCAUUUAUAACCCUACGUUUGGACCGCGGGAAGGAGAGGAAGAGAAAAAGAUUUUGUUUUAUCACCCCAGUGAGAUUGAGAAGAAUGAGAAAAUCAGAAAUGUGGGCCUUUGUGAAGCCAUUGUUCAAUUCACCAGGACUUUCUGUCCAACAAAACCAGCAAAAUCCCUUCACACACAGAAGAAUCGGCAGUUUUUCUUUGAGCCAGAGGAAAAUUUCUGGAUCGUCAUGGUAGUUCGAAACCCAAUGAUUGAGAAACCGAACAAAGAUGGCAAACCUUCCACAAUAGAGUAUCAAGAAGAAGAACUACUUGAUACGGUUUACGGUGCGGUGGUCCGGCAGUGCUACAGUAUGUACAAGCUGUUUAACGGGACUUUCGGUCGGGCGAUGGAAUCCGGCGGAGUGGAGCUGCUCAUCCAGAAGCUUGAGAAGUUCUUCUACAGGUAUCUGCAGACGCUUCAUCUGCAGUCCUGUGACCUGCUGGACGUUUUUGGAGGCAUCAGCUUCUUCCCCCUGGACAAGAUGACCUACCUGAAGAUCCAGUCCUUUGUCAACAGAGUGGAGGAGAGCCUGAGCCUCAUCAAAUACACAGCCUUCCUCUACAAUGACCAGCUUAUCUGGAGUGGUCUGGAGCAGGACGACAUGAGGAUCCUCUACAAGUAUCUGACCACGUCGUUGUUUCCCAGGCACUCAGAGCCCGAGUUGGCUGGCAGAGACUCUCCUCUGAGGCCUGAAGUCACAGGAAAUCUGUUGCAUUAUGGGAGGUUCUUGACAGGACCUGCUAACCUCAAAGAUCCAGAGGCCAAAUUCCGAUUCCCCAAAAUAUUUGUGAGUGCAGAAGAUGGCUAUGAGGAGCUGCAUCUAAUCGUUUAUAAGGCGAUGAGCGCAGCUGCUUGUUUUAUGAUCAGUGCCAACGUGGAGCUGACCAGGGAAUUCUGUGAGCAGCUGGACGGCUUGGUGGGCCCCCAGCUGACUCUGCUGGCAUCAGAUAUAUGUGAACAGUUCACAAUAAACCGCAGGAUAUCUGGGCCAGAGAAGGAACCCCAGUUCAAGUUUAUCUACUUUAACCACAUGAACCUGGCGGAGAAGAGCACCAUUCACAUGAGGAAAACCGCCAGUGUGUGUCUGACCUCUGUCCACCCUGACCUCAUGAAGAUCCUGGGAGACAUCAACUGUGACUUUGCAAGGGUUGACGAAGAUGAGGAAAUCAUAGUAAAAGCUAUGACGGACUACUGGGUCGUCGGCAAGAAGUCAGACCAGAGAGAGCUCUAUGUGAUCCUAAAUCAAAAGAACGCCAAUCUGAUUGAAGUAAACGAGGAAGUGAAGAGGCUUUGUGCGACGCAAUUCAACAACAUUUUCUUCUUGGACUGAGCAAACAAGAUGGCGACUGAUCACACUAAAAACUGUCAGGGUUUCAGCGGCAGCAUCAAUGUAAUGCAAUAAUUGCAUUGUAAAAUAAACAAUAUUGUUGAAAAGCUUUCUCACCAAGUUUUUUUUAUUUAAUAGACUAAAAUUGUAAUUUUAUCUUGUAAUUACCUGUAAAAAAAUAAUAUAGAUUUUACUUUACAUGUACUGCAUCUCAUUUUCUCUGUACAUAUUUGUUUGAUUUUAUCAUCUGUUUUAAGUUCCCCCUUAUAUAUUUGUGGAUAUUUUUAUUGAGAUCAUGAUGAAAUUGUCUCAUUUUAAUUUAAAAACUGACAUGUACUGAUGUGUUCAUUCCAGUUUUAUUUGGUGAUCAGUUAUGGUUUUAAGAUGUCAUCAUGUCAGAACUAUUGUUAGGGUUUGUAUACAACUGCACUAACUUGAAAUAAUAAAUGAAGUCAUUUUCCUAAAUGUA
This is a messenger RNA of Poecilia latipinna (sailfin molly), 2876 nucleotides long. RefSeq names its product CCZ1 homolog, vacuolar protein trafficking and biogenesis associated (gene ccz1). Bases 968 to 2410 code for a protein of 480 amino acids. Gene Ontology annotation, biological process: vesicle-mediated transport. The record is from RefSeq and is a predicted model, not a curated record. Lineage: Eukaryota; Metazoa; Chordata; Actinopteri; Cyprinodontiformes; Poeciliidae. Gene Ontology annotation, cellular component: intracellular membrane-bounded organelle; Mon1-Ccz1 complex. The transcript has 17 exons.